Chelonoidis abingdonii (Abingdon island giant tortoise) is the source of this 652-nucleotide messenger RNA. NCBI's taxonomy places the organism in Eukaryota, Metazoa, Chordata, Testudines, Testudinidae. The record is from RefSeq and is a predicted model, not a curated record.
UGGAAAUGGGAUUCUUCCUGCUGCAGCACGUUACAGCCUCCCCCUCGCAGCCCAGGACAAUUUCCAUCCUCUCAGAUGCUUUGGGGCAGCCUCCAAGCACCAGCCUGUCCUUCAGAUCUGCAGGCAUCUUCCAAAGCAUCCCUAGACACCUGUCACCAUGGAGCCUUCAACAAAUACGCACCAAGGCACGCGGGAAUGAAUAUCAGCCAAAGAACCUCAAGCGCAAGCGGACCCAUGGCUGGAUCAAGCGUAUUAGAACUCCCAGUGGUAUCGAGGUGAUCCUCCGACGCAUGCUGAAAGGCAGGAAAUCGCUGAGCCACUGAGUGUUGUAGCUGCAGAAUCUGUUGAGCAUGAAAUAUUUUAGUCAAGCCUGAAUAAUCAUCCGCAGCUUAGACUUUUAGAGUGAACCAGCCUUCUUCUCUAUGUAACACCCAUGAGUGACUGACUAUUCCCAUCAUGUUAUAACGUGGUGAAGAAUCAUGGAGUGCUACUUUGACAGAUGUAGGAUGCUGCUUUUCUUUUCCACUGGCUUCACUUGAUGGCUAAUUAUUUUUAAUGGCAAAAUUAUUACAACUGGUGGGAGUAGUUCUAAGGUAAAAAGUAUGCAUCCAUGAGGCGUAAUUACAAAAUAAUAAAAAAAAUCAUAUCAAGC